This is a messenger RNA of Ostertagia ostertagi, 597 nucleotides long. The record is from the annotation of a GenBank genome assembly. NCBI's taxonomy places the organism in Eukaryota, Metazoa, Nematoda, Chromadorea, Rhabditida, Trichostrongylidae.
GUACAAUCGCUCCACAACGCCGUUCUAGAAUCCGGUAAUCUGCCACCCAAAAAGAGUUCAACACUCGAUUACCAGUUUAUCGUGCCGUCUAAUACAACGAAGAGUAAUAAGGUACUACUCAUCGUGCAUGCCUGCGAAGGGUACGUGCGAAUGUCGGUGUAUCGGAACGGGAAACUGUUGAAGCGAAGCGAACCGUUCUCGGGUUUCAGACGUUUCCUCGUCGUGAACGUCCACUCAGGUCAGCUUCGUUUCCAAAUUAGUAAUGAUGACGCGAAGCCGAAGACCGUCCACCUUUGGGCGAGCACACAGGCCGACCAAUCGCCAUAUCCGAAACUGCCUGAAGGACACAAGGCAAACAAUCUAUGCGAAGGUGGUCUAGAGUCAUCGGAACUGGUUGGCUGCUACUCACAUCGUGGUCCAAGUGUUGAGGCCAUACUGGCACAGGAUGACUCAAUCGGUCUCAUUGAGACUACGGUAGUUGGCUUGGAGCCAGCAAAGACGUAUCGAUUUGAUCUGCUUGCCACACCUCUUCAACGCCCUCAGGCUCAGUCCUUGCCGUAUCGAACCGUUUGGGCACGAACUGCGAAUUCAUGCUAA